Molecule: messenger RNA, 3104 nt
Organism: Myripristis murdjan (pinecone soldierfish)
Lineage: Eukaryota; Metazoa; Chordata; Actinopteri; Holocentriformes; Holocentridae
Gene: il23r
Product: interleukin 23 receptor
Molecular function (GO): protein binding
Source: RefSeq, a predicted model, not a curated record
UGUCAGCCAGGGAAGAUACUGCAUAACUAUGGCAGAGAUCAUGACAUAAACCUUUUGCCGUUUUGAUACCAAAUCCCAAAGGUGUUAUCCUUCAGUGGCCAUGCAGAUGAACUGAAAUGCUGCAAACCUGCGCAAAAACAGAGCAGUGCAGCAAAAGGUUGUUUCCUCAGUUUUCGCAGAAUGCCUCCAGCACACAUAUGGCUCAGAGACAGAAGAUGAGCUGAGAUGAAUCCCUUCCAAACCAUAUGGACAUACACAAUUACAUUCCUCUUUCAUUUUUCUAUCAGACGCUGUCCUCUGCUCCUCGUCGGCUGCCAGCCUGUCAUAUGCCAGGGCUACCUGACAGUGGAGCCAGCUCCACUUUUCCUCAUGGGCUCAGACCUGACAGUGUUCUGCCGCCUCACACAUCCCAAGUGUGAGAGUUUCAGAUUGUCCCUGCAUUUUAAUGGCCGGAUGCUGGAGCCAGAGGAGAGAGUCAACUGUAUGGCGAGAUUUAGACUGACCAACGUACACAAGCCAAAAUUUGGAGUGACCUGUAAGAUGAAGAGACAUGGGCUGACGGAGACGGUUUGUGGGCUGGACCUGCAGAGCGGAUUACUGCCUGAUAAGCCCACUGAUAUUGCCUGUGAAAUAUCAAGAAGCUCUGACGUAAUAGACUGUUCAUGGACGGGACAGGAAACACACCUACUCACCACCUAUAACAUCUCAGUCACCAGAGAAAAUGGCAGCCAAAUACACUCCGAUUUACUUCGCAACACUACAGCACUGGCCGUGCCACGGACCAUGUUUGAAGAAAAUGAAAAAUACCUGUUGAUUAUCACGGCUUGCAACGACUUGGGAAAAUCAAAGUCAGAUCCCUUCAUCCUGUGCCUGAGGGAUGUUGUGAUACCAGACACGCCUCGCAUUGUGGAGAUAACGUUUUGGAAUAACUCCAUCGUGGCCAUGUUGCGCUGGGAGAUUCCAGAGCCCUCAGAGCAUCUCAGAUUCUUCGUCAGGCACAGGAACACAGGAAAUGGCCCCUGGGUCAUGGAUAAAGAAAUAGAGUUGAGAAAGGGUUUGCUACAAGUUGGUGGCUUGAAGCCCCUGACAGAGUAUGAGUUCCAGAUCAGAGCAUGUAGCUCAACAUCAGGACCCUCAGCUACCCUUACACCCAGGCCGAGCUGCAGCAAAUGGAGUCCGUCUGUCAGGAAGAAAACCCCUGGCAAAGGUCCCUCUCAGCAGCUACGUGCCUGGAGGAUGUCAGUCACCCGGGAGAUAAACAGACUGCAGAAUGUGACUGUUUUGUGGAAGCCUCCGUCUCCUGAGGAUUACAGUGGUGAGGUGCAACAGUAUGAGAUCUUCAUGGAUAACAGUCAGAAGCCAGCAGUCACCUGUCCUGCUGCUGUGAACCAAUGUGCAGUUCAGGUGUCAUCCAGGGUCCAGACAUUGAGCGUCAGUGCUGUCACUUCAUAUGGGAAAUCUCCACCAGCUGCUGUGCCGCUCAGACACUCUGGUGUUCCUGGACCUGCUCUGAAGGAGCCGGAUCCUGCAGGCAAUAGCAGUGUUAUGGUGGUCUCCUGGUCGUGGAGCAGGUCGGCAUCUGCAGGAGAAUUGCUGGACUACGUGGUGGAAUGGAGAAGUGGAGCUCCAGGAAUGCACUGGCAAAGAGUAUCCAAAGAUCAGAACAUCGCAUUAAUCCCAGGUCUGAGUGCGGGUGUGAGGUAUGAAGUCUCUUUGUAUGCUGUGACCAUCAGGGGCGUGAGUGAGCCAUCAUUUCGUCUGGUCUAUUCUCAGGAACAGGAGCCAGUAUCUGGACCCAAGCUGUCAGUGCUGGACCAUCAGGCCAGACGGAUCCUGAUCCAGUGGGAGGAGCUGGCUGUGGACCAACAGAGAGGCUUUAUCACACAUUACACCAUCUAUCUCCGCAUACUAAGCUCCAGCCACACAGAACACAUGAGCGAGCCUGGCUCUAGACCCAGGCAGAUGUGGCUGGACUGUCCUGAAGGGGCUCUGGCUCUCUCACUGUCAGCGUCCAACUCAGCAGGAGAAGGACCGCAGGGAAACUGGGUUUAUUCUCAGCCUCCAGACUCUGCAGCUGGCCUGGUGGUCAAGUGUCUUGUCAUCGCUACCCUCUUCAUAGCGUUCAUAGCCAACUUGAUGUGUUGGAGAUGUAUAAGGGAAAGGAUGAAACAAAAAUGUCUAUCUAUGGGACCCUCCUGGCUGGCUGAAAACUUACCAAAACCGGGAAACAGUAAUGCCAUCAAACUGCUGAAGGAUGAGAGAAGUGCAUCUGAAGAAUCCUGGUCCUUCACCUAUAGUGACCCUCCACUGUCCCCAAUUGAGGAGAUCCCGCAGGAACAGAGGGACGAGCUUUACCCCAUCAUCCACAUAGAAUGGGACGAUGCUGAGGUGGGACAGUCCACAGCAGAGGCAACGUUGCAGAUGGCAGAUACUGGGACAACGCCACUGGAGCAUGUUAGCUACAAACCCCAGAAUGCUCCUUCAGCCCCGCUAAGGGAGGAUGAAGAGGACGUAAAGGACAGAGAAGAAGAACAGUGGGAUGUUCCAGCUGGUGUGCAGGAAGACAGAGGUUCAGUUAUAUCUGGAGGGUUACUGGGAGGCUUGCUGUCCAAUGUGGAGGUGAAUUUCUCCAGUUUAUCUCUGGGACUUACUCUCAGCUCUGUCAGUGGCUUUUUAAGGCCUCAAACUCCUGAGACGACAAGUAUCUUCAAAAGCGACUGCUUGCUUGGGGAGACUGGGGCUGAGCGUGUGGUGGAGGUGGGCUCUACGUCUCUGAACUUACAGCAGUGUGAGAAAAUGACUCUCAAUGAGGCACAUAGCUGUCUAUCUGAGUAUACAGUGGAGACAACGCUGACCAGUGGUUAUUUCGCUCAGGCAGCUGCUCCUAGCAGAGGUCACAACUAGACGCUCUGAGAGAUGCAGAGGUAGAGGGAUGCUGGAAAUAACGAACUGGACAUUCUGCACUACUAAGCCAAGGACCUUGAAAAGCAUUAUAUUAUCACAUUUCAGUGAUGGUGAUGGUGAUGGUGAAAUGGUGAUCUCAGUGUUUUUCAGUAAUCAGAGAAACCUCUUUCUUCACUCUGUAACCGUGAUCCAAAUCACAU